AUGGCGUCUCUCCACAAACAUGGCAUAUCCAAAUGGAUUGCAUCGUCUCCUCCCAUCGCUUGGACAGUUCGACAACUGCGCGAGCUCCUCAUUGGGGCUCUUCGGCAGGGGCCCAUCCCGCAGCAUGUCGCGUUCGUGAUGGAUGGCAACAGGCGCUUUGCUCGAGAGCAGCACAUUGAAACCGUAGAAGGACACAACAUGGGCUUUGAGGCGCUGGCCAGGAUUCUCGAAGUCUGCUACAAGGCAGGCGUCAAGGUCGUGACCAUUUACGCAUUUAGCAUCGAGAACUUCAAGCGAUCGAAACACGAAGUCGAUGCAUUGAUGGCCAUGGCGAAGCUCAAACUACUGCAGUUAUCAGAACACGGGGCCCUGCUCGACCGUUACGGCGCGUCGAUCCGCAUUCUUGGCCAGCGCGAACUGGUGAAGGCAGACGUCAUCGAAGCGAUCGAUAAAGCAGUGGCCAUGACCGCGCAUAACAAAAGGACUGUUCUCAAUGUGUGCUUUCCGUACACGUCGCGAGAUGAAAUCACCACCGCUGUCAGAUCCACGGUAGAGCAGUUCAACACACCCAUAGACAUUGUCCAGACACCCUCGAAGCGCACCUUCUCCGAGUCCCACAUUACCCAACAUAUUAGGAAGCAAAUGGUUGGGGAAGACAAGGACGGUCCGCCGUCGCAAGACGCUUCGCGAUCGGCAUCGCCUGCAGCCAAAUCGUCAGGGGAGAGCCAAUCAUCGGCAACUUCGACCGCCAUCAAUUCCUCAGAGAAGGACGAAACUCCAACUACGGGCCCGACAUACCCCGAUCCCGAAACUAUUACUGUAGAAACGCUAAACAACAACAUGCUCACUGCCGGUGCUCCUCCUCUAGAUCUUCUAGUUCGAACAUCCGGAGUGGAGAGACUGAGCGACUUCAUGCUCUGGCAAAGUCACGAAAACACCUCCAUCGUUUUUCUCAAGUGCUUGUGGCCCGAAUUCGACUUGUGGCAUUUCCUUCCGGUGCUAGUGGAAUGGCAGUGGCAGAAGAAGAAGCUUCUGGAGCAGCAGCGAAGUCGUGGCAUUAAGAGUGAUUAG
Periconia digitata is the source of this 1071-nucleotide messenger RNA. Lineage: Eukaryota; Fungi; Ascomycota; Dothideomycetes; Pleosporales; Periconiaceae. The record is from the annotation of a GenBank genome assembly.